AUGCCCAUGCUCAGCGAAGAUGACUUGGUGCGUUUUAGGACGAAAAUUUGUAAAUUGGCAUCAACAGACAGAUGUGAAUUUGGGGAUGAACGGUGUAGUUACUCACACAAUAUUUAUUGGGGAAGAAGAUGUCCAUACUACCUAAGGGAUAUGAGGGCCCUGCGAUACCUGCCAGAGUUUUGCCCCGAUUCCACCAUGUCUUCAAAUCAGGCUAUAAUUGAAAAUUGUUGUACCAGGGGUAACAACUGUGCUUUUGCUCAUUCACAAGAGGAAAUCAAUUAUCACCCUUUAGUGUACAAAACAGUUGUGUGUAAUGAUUAUAAGGAAGGUAAGUGUAAAAAAUACUAUUGCCCAAAGAUACAUGGAUUGGCUGAAAGAAGACUCCCUUCUAAGUUUUAUAUGACCAAAAGAAAGGGUAUAAUCGUGACACACUAUCCAAAUGUCAUGUUUAUAGAUAAAAUAAGAAAGUCUAAGGAACUUCAGUUGUUAGACAAUGAGGUAGUCCCCAAUUAUAAUGAUUAUAAUAGUAAUUCAAAUGGUAGCAUAUCUAACAAUAUUAAAAGUAAAACUCUAGACUUAAUUAAAUCGUACGACCAGUGUAGUUACUACAGCAUACAUAACAAUGAAGCGCCGCACAAAAGUCUAGGAUUGGAGAGUAAUGUGGAUUAUGAAAUUGAACGUGUACUUGCAGGGUUUACGGAGACAGAUGGUCUAUACUCUCCAAAAUUGCAAAGUAAACCAACCAUAUGUGAAACAGAACGAUUUAUCAAUAACAAUAGCAUUACAUACCGCACAGAUGCGAAUUGGUACGAAGACAAUUUGGACAAGCUGAUGACAAUUGGUAACUUAAAUACUGUAGCUGGGAAAGUAGAGGUUCUUAAAAGGUUGGGUAUCUUCAACAGCUAUGAGGACGAAUGUGAAUAUUUAAAUUUUGAACAGUACAUUAAGAAAGUAAUGAAGUUAUGUGAUCUAAUAAAGUCAUUAGCUGUAACUUCUGCCACAUAUUCUACUAUAAGUAGUUUUGACAACGAUAAAUUGAUUGAUCAUAUACUAAGUUUGUUGCACCUGCUGGUAACUAGACAUAGGUGA
This is a messenger RNA of Babesia microti strain RI, 1089 nucleotides long. RefSeq lists its product as hypothetical. Bases 1 to 1089 code for a protein of 362 amino acids. Lineage: Eukaryota; Apicomplexa; Aconoidasida; Piroplasmida; Babesiidae. Gene Ontology annotation, molecular function: metal ion binding. The record is from RefSeq and is a predicted model, not a curated record. The transcript has a single exon.